UCGACUCGACUGACAUCUGUGCAACCAAGUUGCGGUACGGGAGAUUUUUUUUUUUCAACCUGCUUUACGGUGAGAGAGGAUAAAGUGUUGAAAGUUGCUGCUAGAAAGACCGGUGGUGUCGUGUGGUGAUAAAUACAGAAGAAACCGAAAAUGGCCUGCAGAAUAUUCCACUUGAGCCGAUCCAUGCUACGGGGACAGCAGCAGCUGCAGUUGUUCGCAGCCGCCCAGAUUCGGGCUUUGUCGACCACUGCCAAGGCAAGUAAAGACGUUGGAUUCCGAACCGAAUCGGAUACGUUCGGUGAGCUGAAGGUUCCGAACGAUAAGUACUAUGGUGCCCAGACCGUGCGUUCAACGAUGAACUUUCCCAUCGGUGGACCUACCGAGAGAAUGCCGCAACCAGUUAUCACUGCGAUGGGUAUUCUAAAGAAGGCCGCCGCACUCGUCAACAAAGAGUACGGCCUUGAUCCAAAAGUGGCCGAUGCCAUCUCGCAGGCGGCGGAUGACGUUAUUUCCGGAAAAUUGUACGACGAUCACUUCCCGCUGGUCAUUUGGCAAACAGGCUCCGGUACCCAAACGAACAUGAACGUCAACGAGGUAAUCAGCAAUCGUGCUAUCGAGCUGCUGGGAGGAACUUUGGGCUCAAAGACGCCCGUUCAUCCGAACGAUCAUGUUAACAAAUCGCAAUCUUCGAACGACACCUUCCCAACGGCAAUUCACAUUUCGGUGGCCCGCGAGCUGACUGGCAAUCUAAAGCCAGCCAUUCAGAUUUUGCAUGAUGCUCUUAAGGUCAAAUCGGACGAAUUUAAAGACAUAAUUAAAAUUGGUCGUACCCACACGCAGGACGCAGUCCCGCUGACACUCGGCCAGGAAUUCAGCGGCUAUGUGCAGCAGACAGCAUUUGCCUUGCAGCGUAUCGAGGCAUGUUUGCCUCGGGUUUACAUGCUCGCUUUGGGUGGAACAGCCGUUGGAACUGGUUUGAACACCCGAAUCGGAUUUGCCGAAAAGUGUGCUGCCAAAAUUUCCGAACUUACUGGACUGCCCUUCGUUACUGCCCCGAACAAGUUUGAAGCGUUGGCCGCUCGAGAUGCGAUGGUCGAAGUUUCCGGUUGUUUGAAUACCAUCGCUGUUAGUUGUAUGAAGAUCGCAAACGAUAUCCGUUUUCUGGGAUCCGGCCCUCGGUGCGGUUUGGGUGAGCUGAGCCUCCCAGAAAACGAACCCGGCAGUUCGAUCAUGCCUGGCAAGGUGAACCCGACUCAGUGCGAAGCGAUGACCAUGGUAUGCGCGCAGGUGAUGGGAAACAAUGUGGCCGUGACGGUUGGCGGAUCAAACGGACACUUUGAGCUGAACGUGUUCAAACCAUUGGUAGUGUCAAAUGUGCUCCGUUCGAUUCGUCUGUUGUCGGACAGUGCCCGCACCUUCACGAAAAACUGCGUGGUUGGAAUUCAGGCUAACCGAGCAAAUAUCGACAAGAUUAUGAACGAAUCGCUGAUGCUGGUGACCGCACUGAAUCCGCACAUCGGCUACGAUAAGGCAGCCAAGAUUGCCAAAACAGCACACAAGGAGGGAACCACGCUAAAGCAGGCGGCCCUUAAGUUGGGCUAUCUGAACGAGCAACAGUUCAAUGAAUGGGUCCGUCCGGAGAACAUGCUUGGACCGAAGUAAAGGUACUUGUUGAAUUUUUUAUUUUUUUUAUUUUUUGUGUAUUCUGAAAAGAAUUUGCUACUAAAGUAUUGAUGGAACUCAA
Wyeomyia smithii (pitcher-plant mosquito) is the source of this 1744-nucleotide messenger RNA. Its product is annotated as fumarate hydratase, mitochondrial-like. Bases 151 to 1662 code for a protein of 503 amino acids. Gene Ontology annotation, biological process: fumarate metabolic process; malate metabolic process; tricarboxylic acid cycle. The record is from RefSeq and is a predicted model, not a curated record. The transcript has 4 exons. Gene Ontology annotation, molecular function: fumarate hydratase activity. Gene Ontology annotation, cellular component: mitochondrion; tricarboxylic acid cycle heteromeric enzyme complex. Lineage: Eukaryota; Metazoa; Arthropoda; Insecta; Diptera; Culicidae.